GCUGUUUACCACACAGGCACAGCGCCUCUCCCCGGCCGCCACUGAGGAGGGAGGGCUCGCGAAGUGAAUGAAGGCGAGAGGAAGAGGAGGAGGAGGAAAAGCAAGAGAGGAGAGGGGAGGAUGAGAGGAGAGCGUGAGCAGCUCGCGAGGAGUCCAGCACGCAUCAUGUGGGCGCCCUGAGCGCGAGCGAGCGGCGGCCAGGUGAACGUGGGCGCUUUCACACAGACGCGGACUGCUGCUGCUGCUCGCGCGCGCUGCCCGGGGAGCAGGAGAUGGAUGUGGAAGGCGCGCGUUUGAGUCUCGCGCUGUUUUGCAACUGAAUGUUGUGAAGCGAGUCUUCUUUCUUCUUCUUAUUUUUCUUCUGCUUCGUUUUUUCGCGCGUCUUUGUUGCUGCGCACUGACCACAAACACAGCCGGGGAAAUAACACACACAAACUUCAGCAUGGCUCUGGUCAUGGAACCUGUGAGCAAGUGGACAACGAGCCAGGUGGUGGACUGGAUGAAAGGUCUUGACGACUGUUUGCAGCAGUACAUCAAGAACUUUGAGCAGGAGAAGGUGGGCGGGGAGCAGCUGCUGCGUAUCACGCACCAGGAGCUGGAGGACCUGGGCGUCUCCCGAAUUGGCCAUCAGGAGCUCAUCCUGGAGGCUGUAGACCUGCUGUGUGCACUGAAUUAUGGUCUGGAGACAGAAAAUCUAAAGACUCUGUCACAUAAACUCAACGCCUCUGCCAAGAACCUGCAGAACUUCAUAACAGGGCGCCGGCGAGGAGGCCACUACGACGGCCGUGCUACACGCAAGCUCCCCAACGAUUUCCUCACCUCUGUCGUAGACCUUAUUGCUGCUGCCAAGAGCCUUCUGGCCUGGCUAGACAGGUGUUACUUCUUCCUCAGGUCUCCCUUUGCUGCAGUGGCAGACUACUCCUUGACCAGGAACAAUGUCAUCCAGCUGUGCCUGGAGCUGACGACGAUAGUGCAGCAGGACAGCACAGUGUACGAAACGGAGAAUAAAAUACUGCAUGUGUGUAAGACGCUGUCAGGUGUGUGUGACCACAUCAUCACGCUGUCCUCAGACCCCAUGGUGUCUCAGGCAGCUCAUCUGGAGGUGGUGCAUCUGGACAACAUCAAAUCCACAGAGGGCCUGGGCAUGUACAUCAAGUCAACAUACGAUGGCCUACAUGUGAUUACAGGAACUACAGAGGGAUCCCCAGCUGACCGCUGUAAGAAAAUCCAUGCUGGCGAUGAGGUCAUUCAGGUCAAUCACCAGACAGUGGUGGGCUGGCAGUUGAAGAAUCUGGUAAACUCUUUGCGAGGAGAUCCUGCUGGAGUGUCUUUAACGCUGAAGAAACGACCGCAGAGUACUCUCACCUCCGCCCCUGCCUUACUGAAGAACAUGAGAUGGAAGCCCCUGGCCCUACAGCCCAUCAUCCCCCCGAGCCCCAGCAGCAGCGCGGCCACGCCCACCAGCACCCUCAGCACGCCCUCCAGACGAGACAGCUGUGCCCUGCAGGACCUUUACAUACCUCCACCACCUGAAGAGCCAUACACACCCAGAGAGGAACCUGGAACAGUCAGUGAUCACUCGCAGCACGAGGUGGCUAAAGGUUCAGAAUCUCCCAACUCUUUCCUGGAUCAGGAGUGCCGGCGGCGCUUCCCUGUGCUGGAGGAGGACGCGGUUCUCUACUGCUAUGAAUACGACCAGAACCAGGGCCCUCCUCCUGUGCGCCGGGACAACACCCCAACAUAUGGCAGGCUGAGGCCCAUCUCCAUGCCGGUGGAGUAUAACUGGGUGGGAGACUAUGAAGACCCAGCCAAGCUGAAGAAAGAGCUCAGGAGAGAGAAUUCCCUGUUCCGUUAUGUCGGCGAGGACAAGACGGGCCCCGAAGAGUACGUGAUAGGACGCAGCAGCAGUAGGAGGAGUCGGAGAAAGAACGAGAAAGCGAGUAGCCCCGCCCAUUACGCCCUGGUCCCCGCCCUUCAAAUGGAGAUGUUGCGUCAGGAGUCAGUAACCACGCCCACCUCCGACACUUCAUCCAUUUAUCAAACAUUCGAUCAGUCUUCAGCGCUGUCAAGGUCGAAGAAGAAGUUACGAGCUGGCUCCAUGUCCUCCAUCAGUAAGCGACGAAUUUCCUGUAAAGACCUGGGUCAAGGAGACUGUGAAGGCUGGCUGUGGAAGAAGAAGGACGCUAAGAGCUACUUUUCUCAGAAGUGGAAGAAGUACUGGGUGGUGCUGAAAAAUGCAUGUCUGUACUGGUACAUCAAUGAGGAGGAUGAGAAGGCAGAGGGCUUCGUCAGCCUGCCGGACUUUAAGAUCGAUCGAGCGAAUGAAUGCCGCAAAAAGUUUGCAUUUAAGGCAUGCCAUCCCAAGAUCAAGAGCUUCUACUUCGCUGCAGAUAAUGUGGAUGACAUGAACAGGUGGCUGAGUCGAUUAAACAUGGCAGCGGCGGCUCACUCGGAGCAGGAGAGGAUCCGGCAGGAUCACGACUACUGGAGUGAGAGUGACCAUGAGGACACAGAUCACAUGUCUUCAAUGCCUAAACAGGACAGCCCUCCCCCGCCCUAUGACACAUACCCUCACGCUGCCUUACAAAUGAGCCCCUACCUGGAGCCCAAACAUAUCCGGCCCCCGUCCACUGAAACUGUCCCUCCUCGUUCCCCACACGAAGAGUUUCACCCGGAUUCUCAGCAGGGAGGCAGCCUGAGCGGCUCCAGCUCACCUGGGCGCAAGUCAGCCAACCAGCGGCGCUCGUGGCAGGACCUGAUUGAGACGCCUCUUACCAGCUCUGGCCUGCACUAUCUUCAGACUCUUCCCCUGGAGGACGCCGUCUUCCUGGACCCUAACGGAGCCAUACCCGUGGAACUCCGGCGCCAGUCGACUCUGCCUGCCCAGCGUGGCCCACUACCUGAACACUACCGGCCCCCCACGCAAAGACAGCCAAGUCCUGUCAGCCUGCCCCCCACCAGUGCUCACGGUGGGGGAGGAAUAGGGAAACAUCGUAGCUUCACACUGCCCAGGGACAGUGGUCUCCACGCCAUCCUCGCAGCCAGUGCAGCCCCAGAGUACAGGGAAGCACAGCGCUACCAGUUAGGCCAACCGUACACCAGAGACUCAGGUAUGGAGAGGGAACGCAGGCAGCAAGCUGACUCUCUGGGUGACCUGUACCGAGCUCUGGAGAGGGCCAGUCUGUCCCCUGUGAACGAACACAGGUCCAGUCGUCUGGAGUACAAACGCUCCUUCGUCCGCCGUUGUAACGACCCCUUACUCAACGAGAAACUGCACCGCCUGCGCAUCCUUCAGAAUACAUUCAAGGAUGUACCACUCCAAGAGGCAGAGACAAAGAUCAUUCACCGGGAUGUGUGAAGAAAACUGAUGCCACCCAGCACAAAAUUAGCAGGAGAGCAGCUGCACAACACUGGACUUUUGCAUCCAUACCUACAUAUAAAGACAGACAAACCUCAGCAUUCUCAGCAUUCUUCCUCCAAGCUGAAGUUGACCUGUCUCUCUUUGGGCCUGUUUACACCUCACAUUAACAUGCGUUUCCAGUGUGACCAGUUGAGAUUGUUUUACUGUUCUGCAUAAAAAUCGCAUUCUUGUAAAAGCUCUAUCAGCAUAUGAGACAGACUAUUUAAACUGCAAGAGAACAACCCAACUAACAGGGGUUAUAUGAAUGUUUGGCAACAUUUUGAAAAUGUGUAAAAUUUUAAUGAUUUGCAUCAUAACGUUAUUAAAACCAAUGAUCCCAACUAGACAAAUGCUAACAUUAUCAAAACUUUAAAAUAACAUUCCUAAAACUAAAAAUUAAGAAGUAAAAAAGUGAAGGUUUUAAGAAUGUUUAUAAAACAUUCUACUAAUCAAAAAUGAUCUACAUUUACUGGUGCACACAAACAUGCGCACACAUACAAUGAGAGAGAUUGAAAGAGAGUAAAAAGCCAAGACUAUUACUAUUACACUGUAAAUUAUUAAC
Molecule: messenger RNA, 3962 nt
Organism: Astyanax mexicanus (Mexican tetra)
Lineage: Eukaryota; Metazoa; Chordata; Actinopteri; Characiformes; Acestrorhamphidae
Gene: cnksr2b
Product: connector enhancer of kinase suppressor of Ras 2b
Exons: 22
Coding region: 443-3358 (971 amino acids)
Biological process (GO): regulation of signal transduction
Cellular component (GO): membrane; cytoplasm
Molecular function (GO): protein binding
Source: RefSeq, a predicted model, not a curated record